AUGAGUGCCACAGGGCUCGUCCCAGCUCAACGCUGCAGCUUUUCUACUCACAGCGGGCCGUCAUCAGAUGAUCACAAUGAUACGGAUCCUGCAGAUGGAUGCGCGGGCACCAACGACAAGAGAGAAGGAUGGGGUGAUUCAGAGGUCCUAGGACAAUCCGGGUCUGAUGCAACAUGUUCUGAGAGUGAGGCAAAUGUGUCGAGGUCCGGUAAAGAAUGGGAAGACGACGAGUACCCUCCACUUCACCUCGAUGAAGAUGCUCUGCGGCAUGUUGCAACGUACUUCCUACCUGGCAACCAUGGGAAGUGUGUCAAGAUCGAGAAGCUCGGCCGUGGCACCUUUCACGAGAUCCGUCUACUGCAUUUCGAAGACGACUGGACCUGCAUCGGCCGCUUCACACGAGACCCCGAGGAGCCCGUUGCGGUCAUCGAGAGUGAAUGUGCUACUAGGAUAUUCGUCAGGAACCACACCACGAUUCCCGUGCCCGAGACCUAUUUCGCAAACUUCGAUCCUACCAAUGCAGUGGGUGCCCCUUUUGUAAUCAUGCAGUACAUCAAUGGGUACCGACUACAAGAGAUGUGGCGUGCACUUGACGUGCGGCACAAGCUGCCUGUCAUGGCGCAGACUGCCGAUGUGGUUGCUCAGCUCGCUAGUUGCAAAUUCGACCAAAUUGGCUCUUUGACUAGGAAGGGAGAUAUUGGGCCACUACUGAAUAUAGCUCUGCCAUAUGAAAGGUCUACACAGGACUAUCUACUCAGCUUCAUUGAUGAUGAUCUCGCUGGCAACGAGGAAUUCAUGUCGUACUAUCAGUCGAUCCGGCAAAAGCUCGUCCAUCAUAUGACCAGCAAAAGCACCAUGGCUUUUCUUGAGCAGCCCUUCCGAUUGAUUCAUGGAGACUUCGACCUUCAGAACUUCAUGUUCGAUUGGACGAGUCCAGACGAGGCGCCAAAGCUGUUAGGCGUUAUCGACUGGGAUUACAGCUACAUCGGCCCGGCAUACUUUCUAUAUGAGUAUCCGUCAUUCAUUCUUGACUCCGACUACGAAAUGGGGUUAUGGACGGAGCACAAAUUGUGUAGGAAGAAUUUUGUCUCUAUGCUGGCGCAGCACUUUCCUCCCGGAUCGCAGGAACGAGAAGAAGUCCGCUCUUGCUUCAGACAGAAGAGUUAUCUAUUCAACAGAUUCCGGAACAUACUCAUGGUAUGCAAUUGGGAGGAUAGGGUGGCGCUUGAGCUUGCGCAGGAGUACAGCAGCGAUUUGUCGCCAUCAGUGAUCACGGAACGUGCGUAUGGUGGGAGGGAUGACUACGAACCGGAUUCGGAGCUGGAGGAUGAGUGCACCGAGGGCGAUGCCAAACGGCAGUGA
This is a messenger RNA of Recurvomyces mirabilis, 1362 nucleotides long. RefSeq lists its product as uncharacterized. Lineage: Eukaryota; Fungi; Ascomycota; Dothideomycetes; Mycosphaerellales; Teratosphaeriaceae. Bases 1 to 1362 code for a protein of 453 amino acids. The record is from RefSeq and is a predicted model, not a curated record. The transcript is spliced from 2 exons.